Messenger RNA from Theileria equi strain WA, 837 nucleotides. RefSeq lists its product as hypothetical. Lineage: Eukaryota; Apicomplexa; Aconoidasida; Piroplasmida; Theileriidae. The transcript has a single exon. The record is from RefSeq and is a predicted model, not a curated record. Bases 1 to 837 code for a protein of 278 amino acids.
AUGCACCUUUUAUCGGUUUCUUUCACAUAUAUUCUUCUUCUCUGCAAACCUAUAGAGUCUUAUAGAGGUCCUAUUGAUGUUAUUAAUCCGAACAAUUCCAUUUCUUGUUCGUUUGAUUACAUCGUAGAUGAUAUAGAAACAAGGCUGAUAAUUCCAUAUAAAUCGUCUUUUAUAACUGCAAUUGUAGAAUCGAAAAAUCUGAUAUGGAAAAGCUUGUACGAAGAGAGAUGUGUCAUGAUAACACUCCGUCUAAAGGAUGGAAAGCCAUUGAUUGCACAAAUGGCUCUUAUCCUACACCCAGUGGUAAUAACGAAAACACUCUACAAACAUGACAAUUUAUGGAAGAGUGACGUUUUAUUAAUGGAUACUAAGGAUUUAAAAGUACAUGUAGAUAACAUAACACCGUUCACCCUUAACAUAGCUUCUGGUGAAAAUGAAAAGUGUAAAGCGUUUGAAACUCUCAUGGAUAAACUUUUAAUUCGUUUUUACAUCCCUAGACCUGGGUAUAAUGCCACAAGAGUGACUUGUGAUGGCAUCAAAAUCUGGAAUGACACACCAAAAAUUGUUGAUGGAGUAUGGAAGCCCCAAAGAAGGGUAGUAAUGACCAAGGUUUACAUGAAAGACAACUAUCCAUAUAUUCUACAUGCCACUGUCAAGGAUGUUCAUAGAAAAACAACGUCAAAAUAUUUUUGCAGAGAAAAUGACAAGUGGAAGAAACUCAAAAAGGUUGAUUUCGAUAGUAAACGCACGGCUCUAAAAGAACUUUUGCAGAGGAAUAGCAAAAUUGACGAGAAUGUGGAUGAGAAAAUUAAUGCAUAUAUCCAAAACGAGGGAUAG